This is a messenger RNA of Ylistrum balloti, 1474 nucleotides long. Its product is annotated as UDP-GlcNAc:betaGal beta-1,3-N-acetylglucosaminyltransferase-like protein 1. NCBI's taxonomy places the organism in Eukaryota, Metazoa, Mollusca, Bivalvia, Pectinida, Pectinidae. The record is from RefSeq and is a predicted model, not a curated record. The transcript has 12 exons. The coding region runs from base 42 to 1175 and encodes 377 amino acids.
AACGAUUGUUUUAUAAUUUUGAUAGUUGAUUAGUAUUUAUUAUGCGCUCACUGUGUCUACGAUUGGCAGUUCCUGAGACGUGUACGAGAACCACGCGUUUGGUGGCAUUGAUGUGCAACAUGUGUUCCCGGAAAAUGGCGAUAGACGUGUCUGUUGUGAUGCCUGUGUACAAUGGAGACCAGUGGCUGGCAGAAUCUCUUCAAUCUGUAUGUAACCAGGAGUUCCAGGGUAGUCUGGAGCUGUCAGUCUACAAUGAUGCCAGUACAGAUAAGUCCAUGGAACGUGUCCAGGAAUGGGCUGACAUUCUCAAGAAAAAAGAUGUCCAUGUCACAAUCUCAGAAAAUACAUCUGACUCACCUAGGGGAGUUGGAUUUGCUAAGAACAAGGCAGUACAAGCCAGCUCUGGACGAUUCCUCUGCUUCCUGGAUGCUGAUGAUGUAAUGCAUAAGGAACGGGUAGCACGCCAGUAUCAGGCAGCCCUCAGCCACCCCAAAUGUAUUGUAGGAUCUAAGUUUCAUCGCUUACCUGAGGGGUCCACUGAACGUUACACAAGAUGGGCCAACACUAUAUCUCAGGAACAACUCUAUACACAGAUUUAUACCUCUCAUGGACCAACCGUGCUGAUGCCAACCUGGUUCUGCUCCAGGGAUGUUUACAACAAAGUUGGGGGGUUUGAUGAGGGAGGAAAGGGAGUACCAGAAGAUCUGAUAUUUUUCUAUCGUCACCUUGAGUUGGGCGGUGGUCUGUUUCGUGUUGAUGAGGACCUUGUUAUGUAUAGAUACCACCCACAAGCUACUACCUUCUCAGUCCACACAGAUACAAUCUGGACACACCGUAUGGGAGCCAUUCAAGACCAGGUCAUUAACAAGUGGUCUUCAUUUACUAUCUGGAACGCAGGCAAGCAAGGCCGCAAGUUGUACCGCAGCUUAUCUAAGGAAAAUCAGAAAAAGGUAGCCAUGUUCUGUGAUGUUGAUGAGAAGAAGAUCAAGAAAGGAGUUUACAUCUUUGAGGAAUCAAAGGAGAAGCCAAAGCCCACCGUUCCAAUCAAGCACUUCAGCAAAGCUACCAAACCCUUUCUCAUCUGUGUCAAAAUGGAUAUGACUGAAGGAAAACUAGAGGAGAAUAUAAAAUCUCUUAACCUGAAGGAAGGUGUGGAUUUCUUUCACUUCAACUGAGAAUCUCUCACCCUCAAAAUAGAUGUGGAUUUCUUUCACCUGAAAUGAGAAUUUCUCAGCCUGGAGGGAGAUGUGAAUUCCUUUCACUGGAAAUGAGACUUUCUCAGCCUGGAGGAAGAUGUGAAUUGCUUUCACUAGAAAUGAGACUUUCUCAACCUGGAGGAAGAUGUGAAUUGCUUUCACUGGAAAUGAGACUUUCUCAACCUGGAGGGAGAUGUGAAUUCCUUUCAGUGGAAAUGAGACUUUCUCAACCUGGAGGGAGAUGUGAAUUCCUUUCAGUGGAAAUGAGACUUUCUCAA